Messenger RNA from Tarenaya hassleriana, 1066 nucleotides. Its product is annotated as LOB domain-containing protein 37-like. The coding region runs from base 203 to 931 and encodes 242 amino acids. The transcript has 2 exons. The record is from RefSeq and is a predicted model, not a curated record. Lineage: Eukaryota; Viridiplantae; Streptophyta; Magnoliopsida; Brassicales; Cleomaceae. Gene Ontology annotation, biological process: regulation of gene expression.
UAUACAUUAUAUAUAUAUAAUGGCCUGCUCCAUCUCCAGACAUUGAAUCUCUUCCCUAAAUUUUUUAUUCUCUCUCUCCGGAAAGAUUUGUUGCUUGCUCCCAAAGCCAACAUUCAUCUCUUCUUCUUGUUCAUGUGAAUCUCCAAACAAUUUACCAACCAAAGCAUAGCAAAUAAGCGUGAGUGAAUUGAGAUAUUCGAAUAUGAGUUGCAAUGGAUGCCGUGUCCUGCGGAAAGGAUGUAGCGAGAACUGCAUCCUUCGGCCGUGUAUUCAAUGGAUCCAGACCGCUGAAGCUCAGGGCCACGCCACCAUCUUCGUCGCCAAGUUCUUCGGCCGCGCGGGCCUCAUGUCCUUCAUCUCCGCCGUGCCGGAAUCCCAACGGCCAGCUCUGUUUCAGUCGUUGCUCUACGAAGCUUGCGGGAGAACAGUGAAUCCGGUGAACGGCGCCGUCGGACUGUUAUGGACAGGGAACUGGCGAAUCUGCCAAGCGGCGGUUGAAACGGUGCUCCACGGAGGUUCGUUGCAGCCGAUCCCGGAGCUUCUCACUCGCGGCGGCGGUUUCGCAGGAUUUCCGUCGCCGAUUUCCGACGAAACAUCCGAGAUCUGCACGGAAAUACUGAAUCUCCGGCGAGACGUUUCCGGAGACCGUAAUACUUACCACCACUGCCGAUUCUCGAGCUCUAGAUCCAGAUCGACGGUUUCUCCGCCCAAACGGAAACGUUUGGCUUCAGAGCAACCGUCGUCCGGGCUCGAUCUCUCUCUCAAGCCAAAUUUUCCGGUUAAAACGGCGCCGUGCAAGGAGGAGAUACGGCGGGCGGGAACGCCGUCGAUGAACUCGGAGGAGUCCGUAACGAUGACUUUGACGAGGAGGUCCACGUUUUGGGGGAACGACGUGGGAGAAUCCACGAAGUUGCUCAACCUUUUUGUAUGAACGGCGUCGUUUUUCCUCUUCGUGCUCAAUGUUAUUUUUUGUAAAGUAUCUGCGAGUUGCGAAAAUUUUCUCUGUUUUCGAGGUGUUAUUAAAUUAGUAGCUUAUAAAAGGGAACAGUGAUAAUCAUUUUCUUCU